Messenger RNA from Acanthosepion pharaonis, 1623 nucleotides. The record is from the annotation of a GenBank genome assembly. Lineage: Eukaryota; Metazoa; Mollusca; Cephalopoda; Sepiida; Sepiidae.
AUGUUUCUCGUUCUUUGUUUCUUUUUCCCACACAGUCACUUUAACUGUAUAUUUAUUUUUCUUUGUUUCUUUUUCUUUAUUUAUUUCAAUUUUUUCUUCUUUCUAUACACUUCGCAAUUUCUCAUCAUAUUUGUUUGUUUUUUUUCUUUCUUUUAUAUUCUUUCUUUCUUUUUCUUAAUCUAUGAGUCUUUUUCUUUCCUUGUCAAUCACUCUUUCGCUUUCUUUUACACUUUUCAUUCUUCCUUUCUUUUCGUUUCUUUUUUUCUUUUUCUUUCACUUUUUCUUUUGUUUCCACCUUCAUUUCUUCUUUGUUUUCUCUUCUUCUUAAUUCUUCUCUUUCUUUUUCAAUUUUACUUUCUUAACCCCCUUUCCCUCUUUCUUUCUUUCUUUCUUUCUUUCUUUUUAAAUUUCUCUUUAAUGCUCCCUUUUUUGUUUUUCAAUUUACUACCCGCGCUUACUGAGUUUCUCCCACUCUCUCUUUCAUUCUCUCUCUCACUCUCUCACUCUCUCUUUCACUCACACUCUCUCAUUCUCUCUUUCAUUCUCUCUCUCACUCUCCCUUUCACUCUCUCUCACAGUCUCUUUUUUCAUUUUCUCUUUCUCUUUCACUCACUCCACUUUUUCUCUCUUUCACUCCAUCUUUCCAUCUCUCUCUUUAACUCACUUUCCCUCAUUCUCUCUUUCACUAUUUCACGCUCUUUUUCACUCCAACUCACUCUCUCUUGCAUUUUCUCUCUCUUCCUCUCUCACUGUCCCACUCUGUUUCACUAUCACUCACUCAUUCUCUCUUGCACUCCCUCUCUUCCUCUCUUACUGUCCCACUCUCUUGCACUCUCUCUCUCUCUUCCUCUCUCACUGACCCACUCUCUUUCACUAUCACUCACUCACUCUUACACUCUCUCUUUAACUCGCUCUCUCUCAUUCUCUCUUUCACUAUGUCUCACUCUCUCACACUCUCUCUUUCAAUCUCUUUUUCACACUCUCUUUCUUUCUCAUUGGCCCACUCUCUCUUUCACUCCCUCUCUCUCCCUUUAUCUCACUGGCCCACUCUAUCUUUCACUCCCUCUCUCUCCCUCUAUCUCACUCACUCUUUCACUCCCUCUUUCACUCGCUCUUUCAUUCCCUGUCACUCUCUUUCACUCUCUCUUCACACUGUCUUUGCCUUUCAUUCUUCAGCUCUCUCUCUCUUUCGUAUUUACUCUUUCUUCAACUUUCUUUCUUUCUUCGAUUUAUUUUCUCCAUUUUUCUUGUUAUUUUUUUUCACCUUUUCUCCCUUUUUGUCCGUUUUCUCUUCUCUAUAUGUCUUGCCCUCUUUCUCUUUUAGUCAUUUUAUCUCUUUUUCUCUUUCAAUUUUUCUUUUUAUCUUUCUCUCUCUCCCUCUCUUGUUUCUUGUUUUUCCCUUUCUUUUUCACUGCUUUCCUCUUUGUCUUUUAUUUACCCACCCCCGUUCAUUCAUUUAUCUCUUUCUUUCUUUUUUUACUCUCUCUUUAUUGUCUAUUGUUCGAUCGAGUUUUCUUUCAGUCUGAGAAAGAUGUUCUUUUUGUCCAGACGUUCCCUAUUGACCGCAUAUUCGACCCCGUCCCACCCCAGACAAAGGUUCGAAACGCACGAACUGUUGGCUAA